GGAGAUUUACCGCUAAUCAAGGAAACGGCUUUACUGCCGAGAUGCGAAUGCGAUAUAUCGCCCAGCCCUAAAAUAAAUGAUUUUGAGUAAACUGCUGUAUAUACGUAAACGCUAUGUAAAUUUGUUUGGGUGAACUGUUCCUUUAAAUUUGUCCCUACCUUCCAUCCGUAUGUUUGCUUCAGGAAGUGCUUCCAGUCAGUCCCGCUGUAGGACGAGUGCAUGUUUUUGGAUCAGCACUGAUUCUCCGCGUAUCGUUUAUGUUACAUUAUUUAAAUGUGACACUAAUAAGAGAACAAUAACCGGUCAACUAACAAUAACAGUCCUCGCUAGCUUUUGCUAGCAAGUGUGUGGACGAGAGCAGAUUUGACUAAACUAAAAGAUGGGUCGAAAACACGCAUCAACAACAUGAUGUGACAAUUUGGUUUGAAACGUCUAACAAGGAGCUGGAGGCCUUUGUAGCUUGUUUAUAUAACAUAGAAAGUAGCUAGACUUUUCACGGUUGGUUUAAGGCUUUUAAAAAAAAAUCUGUUUACUCGUCAAUAUGUCCGAAGUCAUACACUCGUUUCAGUCACAGCUGUCUGGGGUCAUGGAGACCGUUUUUAAAGCUGCCAUAUUUGAGAUCAGCCGUCUCGUGGAGGACAGUUUCGUGAAGGAAGUGUCCCGCAGUCGAGAGCAGGUAGAGACUCUGAAGAAGAGGCUCCAGUGGAGCGAGACCAGACGGAAAAGCCAAGAGACGAGUGUGAGGAGUCUGAGGUGUGCAGAGUGUGACAAAGCCCGUGUGUGUACCGAGGAAACAGAAGAAAUGUCACCACAAUCAGAAAAUGAGCGCAGCCUCAAACAGGAGAAGGUUCCGGAUGGGAACUGGAGAAGCUGUGAGUUGGAGUCUGACACACUUUUGGGAAAAGAGCGACUAGAAGACCAAACCAGCACCAGUAAUACAGCAGAGUCUGCAAGCACAGAGGUCAGGAAACUGGACUGCGUAUUAAAAGAGGAGACCCUUUAUGUCACUGCCGCUAAUAAAGGGCUUCAGGAUGGGUGGACGUUGGAUACUGAAGGAGCGGAGACAUCAGAUUUCUCAGCUCACAGUUACAGUGAGCAGGAGCUGCAGCAGAUUCAGGAAGAGUGGAGCUCUGGACUUGAUCAUACUGCUGACAAUGAAGCUUACGUAGACAUCACAGACAUCCAGGGCCUGACGUAUCGGACCCGUUAUGAUGCAGAAGAGCUAGCAAGCUACGGUGUGCAUGAACUGGACAUGGGAGACCUGGACGGUCUCGGAGAAAGAACUGAAGACAUGUUGGGUAAUUCAGUAUCGGUUGCUGUUGGGCCUGAUCAAAACGACCUGGACCAAGAAGGUGGGAGACAUCACAGCUCUUCCAUUAAGAGUAAGAGAGGAAACAGAGGCUCUUUACCUGUGCAAGUAACCGCAGAGACACAAGACGUGGAUGGAGACAUGCACUGUUUACUUAUUAAUGCAGAUGGCCACUUGCAAGACAUAAAUUCCUUCACAGAAGUUCGCAGUGGGGUUGCAGGAGGUGCUGGACAUAGAGGACACUCGCUGUAUGUUGAGGACACAGCUAGUGGUGCAGUUUAUAAGGGACAUGCAUUUAAUCAUUCUCUGAAACCUAAUGUUGGACAAGCAAUAGGAGACAGCAGGGCUUCUGCAAAAGCCUUCCCAGUCGCCCACCGAGUCAGUUCAAGUGCUGCAUACACUUGUAACCAGUGCGGUAAGAAGUUCACUCAGGCCUGCAACCUAAAAGUGCACCAGCGUGUCCACCAGCGGGACGGUCUGCACUUGUGCAGCCACUGUGGGAAAGGAUACUCAUCCUUCAGUGACCUGCGACGGCACCGAUGCAGUCAGACUGGAGACAAGCCCUACACCUGCACGCUGUGUGGGAACAAAUUCAGCCGACUGUGGAAUCUCAAGCUGCAUCAGAGGAUUCACACGCAGGAGAAACCACACAAGUGCACUCUGUGCAGUAAGAGCUUCACCCGGGCCGACAUCUUGAAAGUCCAUCAACGUACCCAUACAGGAGAAAGACCGUACUGCUGCGGUGUCUGUGGACUGAGCUUCAAACGACUGGAUCAUCUCAGGUCACAUCAGCGCAAACAUAGUGCUGACCAGAACAAUCCAUAAGAAAACAAUUCACCACAUAACCUUAAAGAGUUGUUUCUGCUAGAAGGUCCUAAAUCACAAAUUGUUGGAGGGCCAUAAAUCCAGGUGUUUUCCAUAAGUCAUAACAUCGUUGCUGUAGAAGCUCCCAUUAUAGUUAUGUCUUCUGUAUAAUUUAAAUUAGUUUUUUCUGAAAGGGAUAGUUCAUCCAAAAAUGAAUAUUCAUUAUUUCCUUUCCCUUAGGUAGUUUAAGUCCUGCAUGACAUUCUUCUUGUGGAACAUAAAGGAAGUGUUUUUUUUUUUUUUUUUUUUAAUAAAUGUAUCUUCUUUUAUUUGUCUUUAUAAUCUGUUUGGUUUCCAACAUUCUUCAGAAUGUCUUUUGUGUUUAGCAGAGGAAAUGAAGUAAAACCGGUUCAAGAGUAAAUGACUAUAGAAUAUUCAUUUUCGGGUGAACUAUGCUUAUAAGUUAUGCUAUGGAUAAUGUGGCCAACUUUGCAUCACUUAAAAGUUUGAAUAUUGUUUACUUGUGAUGUAGAGUGGUCAGAGAUCGGCACUUUCCUGCUCUUUAUAGCUUUGUGUGUGUCACUCAUUUUGAAAAAUAGAUUUAUUUCGGUUUAUUUUAAUAAACCUACCAAAUAUAUAUGUGCUCAGAUAUGCAAUGUGUGUCACAUCAUACAAUAUCAGUCCAUUUUCAGCUCUCUGCUUCAGCGAUACAU
Molecule: messenger RNA, 2826 nt
Organism: Onychostoma macrolepis
Lineage: Eukaryota; Metazoa; Chordata; Actinopteri; Cypriniformes; Cyprinidae
Exons: 4
Coding region: 542-2134 (530 amino acids)
Biological process (GO): regulation of transcription by RNA polymerase II
Molecular function (GO): DNA-binding transcription factor activity; RNA polymerase II cis-regulatory region sequence-specific DNA binding
Source: RefSeq, a predicted model, not a curated record